Messenger RNA from Microstroma glucosiphilum, 2862 nucleotides. RefSeq lists its product as hypothetical. The transcript is spliced from 2 exons. The record is from RefSeq and is a predicted model, not a curated record. The coding region runs from base 335 to 2767 and encodes 810 amino acids. NCBI's taxonomy places the organism in Eukaryota, Fungi, Basidiomycota, Exobasidiomycetes, Microstromatales, Microstromataceae.
CUUUGGAUCUCGCAGCAGCACGGCAAUUGACACUUGGCUCAAUCCAGCGUCCAUUGCCAUUCCACCUUUGAUCCGCCCCGCCCUGCCAACGUCGUUCCUCCCCUGCUUUCGUACCUCCCCGCCUGGUGUGCGUGUCGCUUGCCGCUGCUGCUGCUUCCUGCCGCUCUCCCUGAUCGUUGGCGGUCUCCCCCUCGUUCACCGCCCGCCUUGUGCAGUCUCUUACUGUGAUCGGCCCAGACCCGCGUACAGCGGCCGAUACGCUACCCAGGUCGGGCACCACCUUUACCCUACCAUCAACCCCCUUUGACCUCACGACGCUGACCAAGGCAGCACGAUGACAACGGCUGCUUCUCGGAACAGCUCGGAUAUGGCCACGGAAGUCGGUGUCAGAAGGAAGAGCGCAUCCAGUGGCAGUGGCAGAGGCAAGAUGAAUGCUCUCAACCCUAGCUUCGGCAUGACCAGCAAUGCGGAGGCUGGCUCUUCCCGCUCUCCUCCGCUUGUAUCGCACGAUCGCAGACCCUCACGCGAUAGUCUCAAACCCUCGGCCAAGAGCCACAAGUCGUCCGACAGGCUGCACCGGCUUGGCGCAGCCAGCGGCAGUACCUCUCAUCUUGCAUCGAAGCGGUCCAAGUCACAGACACACUUAGCAACUCAGACGCCUGCUCCCGCCAAGAGCAAGAAGGAGACCACGAGCGGCAAGAAUCGUCGGCAAAAGGAUGGAGAAGAGGGUGAGGACGACGAUGAAGAAGGAUGGACGAGCGCUAGUGCUGCUGGUACACCGGAUCAGAGCCUGCAAGCGUCACCGAAGGAAUCUGAUGAAGAGGAUGAGGAUGGAGGAGUCGUACUCAAGAUGGGUGGCAAGAAGAAGCCUGGUCUUUCCGUUCAGACCAAAGCAUCGACGGUGGAAUUUCCCUCGCAGAAAGGCUCCGACGGAGGUCAAUCAUUGGAGUCUACCAGUCGGCAACAGGCUCAGGAAGAACCGAAGACACCCACGGCUGUCUCGCAGACUCAUCCACCUCAUCUUACAACGGCAUCGCGGACCGACUCGGAGGCCACACUCGGCAAGAACAGCCAGCACGAAGACGACGAGGCUGCAGGACAAUCGGGCGAAGGCGCAGCCGGGAGAGACGAGUACCUCGCUCCUCUUGGAGGAGACAAGCCUCGCCCUCACUCACUAGCCACGAAUCAGCGAAUGCCUACCAGCUCGUCUAGCAAGACAUUGACCGAAGGUGGUCCAGGGAGUUUCUAUGCAAGUGGUGGUCGUGGUGUCUCCUCAGCUUCCAUUGCAUCGCGCAUGUCCUCGAGGAGUCGCACGAUAUCUCUCUUGCCCCAGAUUCAGCAUACUGCACCACCUAUGCUCAGCACACACAAUGCUCUUGCAGGCUCACUGGGCGCCCUUCACGAAGGACAAAGCGAUAUGCCACUCUCGAAGAGCCCAUCGUCGGUCUCUCUGCAUGGCUUCGCAAGCGGUGCAGGUCGCAACAAUACCCGGGACUCGUGGGCGGAGAGCUCCUCACGAGCUCACGGGAGGAAGGCCAGUAUAAGUUCACAGAGCUCCAACCUUACGCUGCCCAACAUGAGAGAUGCAGCGUCAUCCAAGAAAGGUGAUGAGACGCCCUUGAAGGGUAUCUCUGCGGCCGAUGCGAUGCUUGCGCCUGGGGUCUGGGAGAGGCGUAGAGUGCAGAGUACUUCUAGCAAUCACAAUAGCCUUACUGCAGCUGAUGCUGCCAAGCUCGCAGCUAAGCUGCGUCAAGCAAGGGAUGCUAUGGACGAUGCUCAAGGAGGGAGGGGAGCAGGUCACGCAUCGGGGGGAGCAUCAAGGGGCGGUAUCGCUGCCUUGGCAAAUGCAACGACCGACGGGAAGUACACCAAGCCAAUAAUCAGCACGUUUGCGAAGGACCCAGAUCGAAAGUGGAGCCCUCACGCCGUGCCAGUGACUGCUCGAUCAAUCUAUGCACCUGGCUAUACAAAGAUCCAAAGCAAGACAGGCAAGGCAGUCGCAAGAGGCAAGGACCCACUCCGAUCUAUUCGCUACGUCGCCAACUACGGCCUUGGCGGCCCGCCCAUCGCUCAGACUGCCCUUAAUGAAGCUCUACUAGCCCCUAGCUUUGACGGAGAUGAGUUUGAAGCCAGUUGGGCGCCGGCCCUGGCCAAUGCUGCUGGUCUGGGAUCGCGCUCUUCGCGCCUUGGCGGCCACUCCUCCUCUUCGUCGAAUUUCCGAGAGGAUGGCAUCCCCCUUCAUGACCCCGGCAUGGCCUUUACCGGGAGUGCGGCCGUCAAUGGGCCGAAUGCCACGCCUGUGCAUCUCAUCCACGGGUUGACCACCAUCUCUCCAGAGCCAUUCCCUCUGGACCCUGCAGACGCUCCUUCACUAGCAGUAGAUGAGCAACAUGCCCUCACUGCUGAUCCAGGUACACUGCGCGCCAUAGCUCUCACGAGCCAAGUGCUCUCCACUCACCGAUCGCACACGAUGACAAGACGGUACUUUGAUCCGAUGAGGGAAGCGCUCGGGAGGAUCGCCACGCACAAGACUGGCGGGGUAUCAGGCACUGCUGGCAAUCUAGGCGUCGGCCAAACGGGCAGUGCAACUCCUCCUGCGAACCAUGCACCUGGAGUUCACGCUCUGCGCAGGCAGAACACAAGUAGUAGGGGGUCCCUUGAGGCAUCUGAGAAUCCAGUGCAGAGCCUGCGACGCGUCUGGUCUGGGAGGGGUAACCUGUCCAGCGCUCCUGGGUCUGCUUCGGGGUCGGGUAGGAGUGCGAGGUGAGACAAGUAACGGUAGAGGUUGAUCCGGACAAUGAGUUGGGUUCUUUGAGUUUUCACUUGUGCAUUUUACCAUUAAUGUAUGCUUUGAUCAGACGA